Molecule: messenger RNA, 290 nt
Organism: Staurois parvus
Lineage: Eukaryota; Metazoa; Chordata; Amphibia; Anura; Ranidae
Source: the annotation of a GenBank genome assembly
CCCCUUGCCAGUGUGCCGUCUGUCUCACAUUAUUAUUGAUGUGUAUUAUUAUGCAGAUUGUGAUGACUAUAAGAUAUAUCCUCCUGUGUGUCGUGUGCAGGGGCGGACUGACAGCUCAUGGGGCCCCCGGGCAAUAUGGGAUCAUGGGGCCCCUGUGUCCUUGCCCAAACUCAAAAAAGCCUAUGAAAAAGGUACCAGGGGCAUCUCAUUGGGCCCCCUACUGACCCCGGGCCCUCGGGCAGUGCCCGAGUUUCCAAAUGGUCAGUCCACCCCUGGUCGUGUGAUAAUAA